Messenger RNA from Corapipo altera (White-ruffed manakin), 519 nucleotides. RefSeq names its product prohibitin-like. The record is from RefSeq and is a predicted model, not a curated record. Bases 22 to 504 code for a protein of 160 amino acids. Lineage: Eukaryota; Metazoa; Chordata; Aves; Passeriformes; Pipridae. Gene Ontology annotation, biological process: mitochondrion organization. The transcript is spliced from 3 exons. Gene Ontology annotation, cellular component: membrane; mitochondrion.
UGCCCCGGGAAGCACGAGCCAAUGAGCAGCGGGCGUGUUGGCGCGGCGCGCAGGCGCGCUGGGGGCGGGCGGCCGCGGCCUCAUGUGGAGGUCAGGGGAGCGGCGGGGCGGGAGGGCGGUGGAGGGAAUUCCAACGGGGGCUGGAGCUGCAGGGGUGAAAUGGCUGCGAAGGUGUUUGAGAGCAUCGGGAAGCUCGGCCUGGGUUUGGCUGUUGCAGGUGGAGUCGUGAAUUCUGCUCUGUACAACGUGGAUGCAGGACACAGGGCCGUGAUCUUCGACCGGUUCCGAGGGGUGCAGGACGUGGUGGUGGGGGAAGGGACCCACUUCCUGAUCCCCUGGGUGCAGAAGCCCAUCAUCUUCGACUGCCGCUCCCGCCCCCGCAACAUCCCCGUCAUCACCGGCAGCAAAGGUGAGCCCUGGCACGGGGAACGGGGCACUGGGGCUGCCCAGGGUUUGUUCCCUCCUGCUGGGAGUGGAGAUGGGGCCCUAAAGCAACGGCCCUAAACUGAGCCACAACUU